CAGAAGAAGAGCCCAAGUCUGUCUUGCAUACAGAGUACAAAGUCCAUUAAUACAAAAAAUGGCUACGUUUGUAAGGCACAGCUAAUUCAGCACAAUAAACCUGGGGCAUGUUUUGACCUCCACUACAAGUGUAACUGACAAUGUACCAUGAAUGCUGGCCAGAUGGGGCCCACAGUACAGAUGCGACGUACUAGAUUACCCAGCUUCUCAUCCAUCGCUGUGGGGCCAAUUCCAUGACACAUAGGACAGUAUGAAACACAUCCGAAAAAAAAGAGAGGAAGGAAAGAAACGGAUCUAGUCAAAUCAAAACCGCAGCUGUUUUUCUUCCCAAAAGAAAAUAACCAAAGUUGGUUCCAGGAUCACAGAGAUACUCUCGCUGCGGACUUCCAUAUUUGCAUAUAUAAAGAUUUCAACCAUUAUUGAUUACUGGGGCCAGCCAGAGCUGCUAGCGUUCAUAUAUGUAGCCCAAGAGCCGGCGGCUGCCUCUACCACUUCCUCUCCUUGACACCGCCGAGCUACGCCAAACGCGGUAUCGCCUUCUUCCAGACCCCUCACUCCGCCCUCUUCCUCUGGAUCCCCUCUACAUGAGUAGUAACAAGAGCAACCUGCUCUGCGCCUUGGUGUUGCUAGCUGCGUGUCUCCGCUUGCUCGCCGGAGACCUGCUGAUCGCUGCUCAAAUUGGAAACGGCUUUUUGUGCCAAGAUCCAAUCGGGAGACCACCGAGCAGCCUCAUGUUGAGCCAUGACGAGCUCAACGGCACCAACGCUGCUGCUCCUGCCUUCACCCAAGAGGUCCUCCAUGAAGAGGUGUUGUUGUCAGGUGAUGAUGCGUGCACCGGAGGCGAAGAAGGAGUGCUAUUCGGUGAUGAAUAUGCACGAGAAGAGGUAGAAGAGGGAGAGAUCUUGCCAGUCACCGGUCAGGAGGUUGAUCUCAGCGAUCAAGAUUGGGAAGAACAUGGAAGUGUUGGCGAUGUCCAGUGUCCAGAGUGCGGGAAGUACUUCAAGAACGACAAGUCCAUGUUCGGCCAUCUCCGAAGCCAUCCAAACAGAGGCUACAAAGGUGCGACACCGCCCACCAAGCCGAGUGCGACACCGCCCACCAAGCCGAAGAAGCUACUGCCGAACGACGAUGGAAUUGCAUCGCCGGUUGACAAGGUCAGGUAUAGCCAGCGCGAUCCCAAUCUAAACUCGUACGAGGUACUGGCGGCCUAUGUGAUGCUCACGCUCAAGUCCUCCGACGAUCAGGCAGCUCCGGUAGCACCAGAUAAUAAGAGGAAGUACGAAUCAGGUGAACUAGAUGUACCUGAAGAGGAAUUAGUGAUGAGCAAGGGUGGAGCAGAUGUGAUGCUCAGCAACCAUUAUGGCAGUUCAGCUGCUGACAAGCCGGGAGAUGACGCGGUGCGCCGCAAUAACCAUGACAGUGCUGUUGCCGUGUUGGCAGGAUCUGAUAUGGUGCUCCGCGACGAGCAUGCCAGUUCCGUUGCAGGGAUGAACGCAGUGCUUCACAAUGAACAUGGAAGCUCCUCCGUCGCAGAGGUCCCAAGGAAGGCGUGGAGGAAGAAAUCCAAAGAAGGAAGAGAGGGGCAUAGGAAGGAAAAGGGUGUGCGAAGUCCCAAGGAGAAGCGUCCUUACAUCUGCAAGCAUUGCCCAGCAGAGUUCCCAAGCCAUCAGGCUUUGGGAGGGCAUAUGGCUGCACACAACAAGGAAAAGAGGAUCCAGGCCCAGAUUGAGCAAGCAGCAGAUGAGGCACAUCUGGGCAAGGUAGAGCAGAGCCUCAACAGGCAGGAAGCCAAUUGCGGCAGCGACGAAAGCAGGCGAGCUAGUCUGCCACUGUCCACCAGAGAACUGCUCAUGGAACGCUACAACACGUUAUUCCAAGAAGGCUGGCAAUCCAGGCAAGGCUACGUGAGACAACACAUUGACAGCAAGGAUGGCGAUUCUCCAAUGAUAGCGCCGCUGGUCAUUGCUAGGGAUAGGCACAGGCUAUUAGACAUUGACCUCAAUGUCGAGGCUCCUGAGAAGGAAUAGAACACGCAUCUUUUGCGUGUUUUAGGACAAAAUCAGAAAUAAAUGCUAGCAUGCUGUAAGCAAGCAAAUUACCAUGUAUCUUGAGAGAAGCUUGAACCUGAACAACCAAUAUUUUGUGCUCUCUUUAAAGCUAUACUUGCCAACUAUACCAGGACAUAAUACUACAUCAUGGCAUGUGGCCAAGGUCUAAACGAGCUAAGUUCGCUGCAGCUACGGAUGCAAGCUGGAUCCCGUUUCUAAGUCAAUUCUAAA
This is a messenger RNA of Brachypodium distachyon (stiff brome), 2279 nucleotides long. RefSeq lists its product as uncharacterized. Gene Ontology annotation, molecular function: DNA-binding transcription factor activity. Lineage: Eukaryota; Viridiplantae; Streptophyta; Magnoliopsida; Poales; Poaceae. The record is from RefSeq and is a predicted model, not a curated record. The transcript has a single exon. The coding region runs from base 585 to 2027 and encodes 480 amino acids.